GCAAAGCAAGCUUACUUCAAAAACACAAACUGAUCUGAUCUGCUGCGUACGGAAGUUAAAAUUUGCAAAGAAUUGACUUGCAGAGAGAGAUGACGGUACAUGUGUUUUCUCUAUUAGCAUCAAUUACUCCAUGUCUUCUUUUGCUGAAUAAAAAUGUAAUUGCUUUGCCCCUAACAUGUCCGGUAUCGAUUUCGACUUUACGACACGUAACGCUUUGUCCUCAGUCUGAGAUGGAAUGGAAUGAGAGGGCUAAAGAAAAGGGGUGUGAAAUUCUGGCACGUCAUCAAAACUGCACAUCAGCAGAUGCAUUUUCCUAUCACUGCAUUCUUAAUGCAGAUGCAACAAGACUUGUUGAAGUCUGCGCUCCUAAGUGGUUUAUGACAGGAUAUUGUGCACGGUUUAGUAUAAAAGAGAAGAGAAUAAUAAACGACCCUGGACUUGACUGUACGAAGUUUGUUUCUCCGUGUCCACCAAGAUACAAUUCAACAGAAGCUUAUAAAUACCAAAAAUGUUACGCUGAAGUUGAGAGAACCACCAAUGGAAAUGAACAUGCUUCUUCUGCCUUUUUUUCCUCGCCUAUUUUCUGGAUAUUGAUAGUCCUGAGCUGUGUUUUACUGAUUGCACUUAUAACUAUCAUAUUUAUUCGAGGAAGGAAAAAAGAAGCGAAAAAACAAAACGUGGAAGAUACAGAGAAAAACAAUCAGAAAAAUGAAGAAAGUGACAAAAAUGAAAAAAAUCGUCCUUCUGAAACAGAACCCAAUCUUGAAGAUCAUAUAAACGACGAUGAUGGAAUCACAACAGAAAGGCCAGAUAACCAAAGUAAUGAAGAUGAAGAGUUAAUGAAAUUUGAAACUAUGACUGGAAAAACAGGAGAAUGUUCAGUGAAGGGUGUCACAAAUAUAGUUAUGCUGAGAGAGAAAUUGUCCAAAGAGCUACAAUUCCCGAAGGAGAUUAUUUUAGUAGUGGUUAAAGAGGAUGGAAUAAUCUAUAAUGACGACACUAAAUUUGAAGCUCUGAGGAGGCACCAAAGUAAAAUACAAUUAGUGAUUGGAAAAAAAGACCGAAUUGUGCAUGACCCUGAACUAGACGUCAUAUCCAAAAAACCACUACUGAACAGGAACUGUAAAAUGAGUUGUGGUCAUUUCACAGCUCCAGAGACUGCCUUUGAAUACACGAAAGAUAAAUUGACUGAAGGAGAAUCAGCUGUACUUUGUCCAACGUGUGAUAAUAAGUGGGAAAUGUCAGAACUCGUUCAAAAAUGUGAUAUGUCAAGGGAUGAACAAAUUUUCCUUGAACACCUCAUAUCGCUGAAUCUGAUAACUAAAAUGCGAUACAAAACAUAAGCGCUAUUACUUCACAUUUACUGUCCGCUCUGAAUGAACAUGUUGCACAAAUUAUUUUGAGUUCAUUGUUAAUUGUGAUUCGUAGGACAAGAUAUCUCGAAAAAAAAUAGUUUUGUUAUCAAUCAAUGAGUAAAAAAACAUAAAAUUGUGAAGGAGCUCAUUUCGUUCUGCCUCGGUCAAAUCUUGUGCUUCAUAAAAAAAUAUAAGAUAUUUGGAAAUAUAUAUUAUUAUUAUUUAAUAUAAUGAUUGAGGUAUUCUAUAUGUUUCCAACAGAUACUUAUUUCAUAUAAAGCGAUAAAGCUAAUAAUGAUUUUUGUUUUUGUUUUGUCUCUUUUGUUUACAGUUCACUUAAAUCUCUUUGCAAAAGUUUUAUUUCCUUUCUUUAGACAUUAAUUUCAUUAUGUGUAGUUAAUAAGAUAUCAACGGUUGAACACUGAUA
This is a messenger RNA of Saccostrea cuccullata (small rock oyster), 1782 nucleotides long. RefSeq lists its product as uncharacterized. The coding region runs from base 90 to 1343 and encodes 417 amino acids. The transcript has 11 exons. The record is from RefSeq and is a predicted model, not a curated record. Lineage: Eukaryota; Metazoa; Mollusca; Bivalvia; Ostreida; Ostreidae.